ACUAUCAGGUUGCUGUAUUCAGUAAUCGCGUCAUGUAAAUUGUAAUUUGGCAUCUGCCACCUGCCCAGUCUUUACUGUAAUAGUGCACGCAGUUCCCCACUCUCCAUACUCGGUAACCUGUUCGUUAUUAAUACCGUGAGGAUGUGAAUUCGUUUGACACUAUAUAGUUUACACUCGAUAGUCGAUAGUAGCCCCGAGUCCGGUAAAUCUUAAUACGCAGUACGUUCGGUUAGGACGUUAGGUAUUGUUAUUGUCGUUCGAUCGAUCGAUACAUAGGUCUGUAUGGACCAGAUUCUAGACUCCAGACGGACGACGUGUUCGACUGUGACACUGUGACUUCAUUAUCCAGCCAAGCGUGAUAUUCGACAUUCGUAAACACGAUGUGUCGUUGUUAUCUAACAGGAAGUGCGAUUAACCAACAAUGGAACGGUUAGCUGGUCGUGAAGAUGCUGCUGAAGAUGACGCCUGCCCGCCACAACGGGAAAUCGAUUGUAAACCGUAAUAAUUGCCCAUAGUUUCGAACGCAUACAUUGUUUUCAUGGAAUUUUGUAAAUAUUUGUUGCUCACCAUUUUCCUGUUUCAAAUGGUUUCAGUUGGAGCAAGACAAGCAUUUGACUUUCUCGGAUUUAUGUGGGGAUCAGUAUUAGCAAACUUUUUUGAACUUUUGUUUAUUAUUUUUGGAAUAUUUGGUGUAGUGCAGUCCGAUGUAUUAUACUUAUUAUCAUAUUCAGCAUGGAGUAUUGUUUGGUGUUUUUGGAAUAUAUUUGUAGUUUUAUAUUAUUUGGAAUUGUCAAUUUUUAGUAAUAGCUUUGAUUUGAUGAGUCUUGGUGCGGAUAGUGUUAGUUGGUGGGAAUCUAAUGGUCCAGGGUGCAGAGUAUUUUUUUAUCCAAAUCACACCGGCAUUGAAGAAGAUGCUAUUAAGCCGGUUAGACCAGAUUUGAUCACUGGAUGUGUUAUAGAUUAUCAAAAAAUUGAAACUGCUCAAGCAGCUUUACAAAUACUUUUCGCUGUUUUUGGUAUUCUUUGCAGCUUGUAUGUAUCAUGUUGUUCAAAAUCAAGGGAUGAAGGAAUUUACUACAAGAGUAAGCAACCAAAAACUAUUACACCAAUAUACUCUAUUGAAUAUAGUUCACGCCGAGGAGAUGAAAUUGAAGAAAUAAGUACCAUCAGUGGUAGUGAAGAUGGAGAUUUAGAUGCACAAAGUUCUCAUAGUAAACCCAUGACACCCAGACGAGUAAAACGAAGAAGUGUAACAUCAAGAGGUACAUUACCUCCUCCACAUCAAGCUCCACCGCCAUAUCUUAGACGGCAAUCUAGCUCUCAAUAUUCUAGUCGAAGACAUAAAAAUCCUGUUUCUAGACUUAUCCAACAACAGUAUUCAAAUAACGGUUUGAACGAUUCAUCCACAUCAAAUGAUUCAAGCCAUCCUUUGUUCCCUGAAUGUCGAGUUGAACUUAGACAUGUUAACAGCAGAGGCAUUGUGAAUCCUGCCUUAGAUACUGAAUCUGAACGUCCAACAUCAGCACGUUCAACAUAUUCAAAUUUCCAUGGAGCACGAGGUCGGCCCAGACAAGUUAGCACUCAUUCUACUUUUUUUGCCCCAUCAGAACAACCCCCUCCAGCUUAUCGUAGUAAUGCUUCUGUUAAUUCAGAAACUGUUAUAUGAUUAAGAACAAAUAUAGAAAAUGUAGUUCAAAGUAGAUACAAUUUUAAGAUCUCAUUUUUAUUUUAAUGUUACUACUUAAUGUAACUAAAAAAAAUGGUAGUAGUUUAAUAUGCUACCUACAUUAUUUAUAGUGCACUUAUUAGUUUGCUUAUGUAUGUUCAAUGAUUUUAAAAAUGAGGCUUGAGUGAAAGGACACUCUUAUUCCUAUUGUUUUAGACAUUACACACACCAUAUAGUAAAAAGAUUUUGUAAUAACCAAUAAUACUUGGUAUUAUCAAAUUUAUCAUGUAGUAACCACUACUAUUCACAAUCUGCCAGUAGAAAAAAAAAA
Messenger RNA from Acyrthosiphon pisum (pea aphid), 1997 nucleotides. It is a transcript of the gene NKAIN, whose product is annotated as Sodium/potassium-transporting ATPase subunit beta-1-interacting protein. The transcript is spliced from 8 exons. The record is from RefSeq and is a predicted model, not a curated record. Bases 539 to 1666 code for a protein of 375 amino acids. Lineage: Eukaryota; Metazoa; Arthropoda; Insecta; Hemiptera; Aphididae. Gene Ontology annotation, biological process: regulation of sodium ion transport.